Lycium ferocissimum is the source of this 985-nucleotide messenger RNA. RefSeq lists its product as uncharacterized. The record is from RefSeq and is a predicted model, not a curated record. Lineage: Eukaryota; Viridiplantae; Streptophyta; Magnoliopsida; Solanales; Solanaceae. The transcript has 6 exons. The coding region runs from base 98 to 985 and encodes 295 amino acids.
CCUUGUUGCCCGAGAUAAGGAUUUGCCUAAUAUUGCUCAGAAAGAUGGUCUCUAUCCAAUCCACUAUGCAGCUAGGAAUGCCUACAAGUCUCCGGAUAUGUAUAUUUAUCUCUUGGGUGUCACCACGGUCCGUGAUGCUUUUAUUAAAGACUACAAUGGCCUUAUGCUUGUCCGUUUAUUAAUCCUGUCCGAAAAGUAUGAUUUAGCUACAAAGUUGGUAGAACAUUAUCCUGAUAUGGCCAAAGCUGACCCAAAUGAACGUUCUCCUUUGAUGGAACUUGCUAAGAAGGAAUUUGCACUCCUUCGUGGUGAUGGUUUAAACAGUUGGCAACGAUUACUCUUCCGUUAUGUUCCUAUCAGGUCGACUUCCGAGGGUCAAAAAAGAAUACCGACUGACAUCGAAAACGUAAGCAAUGAACCACAAAUGUUUAAUGCAAAAAACUGCUGGCUUUCACCAAUUUGGGAACGGAUUUACUUCGGUGCUUUGAUCACGAAGUUGGGUGGCCUUCCAUUUGAUGUUCUUGAAAGAUUAGUGCCUCCUUUGAAACUCAUCCGAGACAAAAAGUCAAAAUAUUACAAUGCAGUUAAGCUUGUCGAAUGCUUGUGCAAGAAAAUUGAAAGUUUGAGUUACGUUGAAGUUCAUAGAAUUGCUGGUGCUCCUCUCCUUGCAGCUGCAAAAAAUGACAACUAUGAGCUUGUUGAAGCUAUCGUGAGAAAAUUUCCUUCACUGAUUUACAUGAAUGAUAUCGAAACUGAAAAGAAUAUAUUUCACCUUGCGGUAGAGCAUCGUUGUGAAAAUGUGUUUAACUUGGUCCAUCGGAUGAGUCAGCAUAGAGACUUGUUGAUGCAAUCAAUAGACUCGUCUGGCAAUACUAUGCUGCAUUUGGCUGCAAAACUGGCGCCAAAAAAUAAACUAAAUCUUGUUGCUGGCGCAGCUCUUCAAAUGCAACGAGAAUUACAGUGGUUUAAGGAAAAUAUUAAUUAG